UGCGGGGAUCCUAACGGGCGUCUGCUGGAAGCCCUCAUGUACCAGCCACACGCAUGCGCGCACCCCACUUUCCCCCGCGGCUAUUGUGUACUUGCCACAUGCUACGUGAGGGGAAAGGAUGCGUAUGUGGACCUCUAGCUGCCACCGGCAAACAUGGACAAAAGCCACUUAGGAUGGGAGUUGAAGCCCAAUAUCGAGAGCCACCGCUCCUAGCUUACUUCCACCGAUUGCGGGAUCUCCUCAGCCGAACCUACGUGCCAGAGCUAUUGUGGGGCUUAACUAUGGAGAGGGAGAAUAACGGACACCACCUUGAUCUCCUUUGCAACGGUCAACCUGGUCCCUACUGCCCACUAGUGGGCGUUUCAGAAUUCCAUGUGGGCGGUAAGGGGUUCUACGGCACAUGUUACUGCAGCACUGGUGGGCGAGGACCACUGCUGGAAGUGUGGGAAAGAAACAAAAAAUUAUUGGAACAGAAGACCCCUUGGUGGCUAUCGCCAAUUGAUAUCCUGACAAUAAAAAAAACAAACAUCGAAGGAGAAAGAUGGACCUAUGAAGACUUGCUAGUAAAAACAGAGACUGGUUGGAGGAUUAGGCCUUAUGAAGAAAUAAAGAACAAAUUGACAGGAUGGAUCCAAUUUCACCAAAUUAAUUCUAUAUGGACUGAAGAUAAAAAGAAUGGGAUAAGUGAGAAAAAAUCUAGAUUCCAGAUUGAAAUAUUAGAAAAUAAAACAAAACUCCUAUCGAAAAUGUACAGCCUGUUACUUGAAUGGGACACCAAGGAUGAAGAAGUAAAGGAGGUAAUGGUGAGAUGGGCAAUGGACUUCGGACAUAAUAUAGUGUUUGACAAAUGGAAGGCAUUAUGGAACAAAGGUAUGAGAUUCUCGGCAUGCACAAAACUCAGGGAAAAUAUGUAUAAAAUGAUGUACAGGUGGUACGUAACGCCCGUAAAAUUGGAAAAAAUAUAUAAAACUGGUGAUAAAUUAUGUUGGAAGUAUGUUUUGUACCAUAACACCAAUAACCCCCUGACUACUGGCAAUGCUGGCUGA
Messenger RNA from Podarcis muralis (Common wall lizard), 1046 nucleotides. The record is from RefSeq and is a predicted model, not a curated record. Lineage: Eukaryota; Metazoa; Chordata; Lepidosauria; Squamata; Lacertidae.